Panicum virgatum (switchgrass) is the source of this 2273-nucleotide messenger RNA. RefSeq names its product gibberellin 20 oxidase 2-like. Gene Ontology annotation, biological process: gibberellin biosynthetic process; flower development; unidimensional cell growth. The transcript is spliced from 3 exons. NCBI's taxonomy places the organism in Eukaryota, Viridiplantae, Streptophyta, Magnoliopsida, Poales, Poaceae. Gene Ontology annotation, molecular function: gibberellin 20-oxidase activity. The record is from RefSeq and is a predicted model, not a curated record. Bases 43 to 1302 code for a protein of 419 amino acids.
GGCCCGGACAGGUCCCCCGCACACUCGCACCUCGCACAUCUCAUGGUGUCCCAAGCACAGCAAGAGCCAGCUCUGCCUCGCAGCAGCAGCAGCAGCAUCGCCAAGCUUGCAGCCGCCGCGUCCAUGGACACUACUAGCCCGGCCCCGCCUCUCCUCCUCCGCGCCCCGACUCCCAGCAUUUACCUCCCCGCGACCAAGCAGGACAGGGCCGACGCGGCCAGCAAGGCGUUCGACCUGCGCCGGGAGCCCAAGAUCCCGGCGCCGUUCGUGUGGCCGCACGACGACGCGCGCCCGACGUCGGCCGCGGGGCUGGACGUGCCGGUGGUGGACGUGGGCGUGCUGCGCAAUGGCGACCGCGCGGGGCUGCGCCGCGCCGCGGCGCAGGUGGCCGCGGCGUGCGCGACGCACGGCUUCUUCCAGGUGUGCGGGCACGGCGUGGACGCGGCCCUGGCGCGCGCCGCGCUGGACGGCGCCAGCGACUUCUUCCGGCUGCCGCUGGCCGAGAAGCAGCGCGCCCGGCGCGUCCCGGGCACCGUGUCCGGGUACACGAGCGCGCACGCCGACCGGUUCGCGUCCAAGCUCCCCUGGAAGGAGACCCUCUCCUUCGGCUUCCACGACGGCGCCGCGUCGCCCGUCGUCGUCGACUACUUCGCCGGCACCCUCGGCCAGGAUUUCGAGCCAAUGGGGCGCGUGUACCAGAGGUACUGCGAGGAGAUGAAGGCUCUGUCGCUGACGAUCAUGGAGCUGCUGGAGGUGAGCCUGGGCGUGGAGCGCGGCUGCUACCGGGACUUCUUCGAGGACAGCCGCUCCAUCAUGCGGUGCAACUACUACCCGCCGUGCCCGGAGCCGGAGCGCACGCUGGGCACGGGCCCGCACUGCGACCCCACCGCGCUGACCAUCCUGCUCCAGGACGACGUCGGCGGGCUGGAGGUCCUCGUCGACGGCGAGUGGCGCCCCGUCCUCCCCGUGCCCGGCGCCAUGGUCAUCAACAUCGGCGACACCUUCAUGGCGCUGUCCAACGGGCGGUACAAGAGCUGCCUCCACCGCGCGGUGGUGAACCGGCAGCAGGAGCGGCGGUCGCUGGCCUUCUUCCUGUGCCCGCGCGAGGACCGGGUGGUGCGCCCGCCGGCCAGCGGCGCCGUCGCCGCGGCGCCGCGCCGCUACCCGGACUUCACCUGGGCCGACCUCAUGCGCUUCACGCAGCAGCACUACCGCGCCGACACCCGCACGCUGGACGCCUUCACAAGCUGGCUCGCCCGCGGCCCGGCCCACGACGCGGCGCCCGCUCCUUGCAGCACCUAACGUCUCUUUCGCCGGGCGGGGCCCGGGGGGUUCAGCCCACGUGCGCGCCCAGGUGGGGCGGGCCGUGGGCAGUGGCGGCCGUGGAUCUUAUAUAUCUUCCGGUAUAUUUUUUUCUUACUCAUCUUCUAGUAUUUGAGAUUCGUGCAACCAUCUAUAAUCGUUGGAUCAACACACCCAAACCCAAACUCUCACCCCCCUCUCUCACCCGUGCUCCCUCCCCUGCCCCCGCCGCCACCCACGCCGACCCGCGCCGCCGCACUCGCACAGCGCCGCCGGCCCUCUCCUGCCCCAUGCGUCGGCCCUCCCCUACCCCGCCGUCGCUGCUCCACAGGGGCGCGCACCUCCACUGCUCCGCGCGGGAGCGCACCGCCGCCCGCUGCUGCUGCUCCGCUGCUGCUCUGCGCGGGAGCGCGCCGCCGCCCGCCACCGAUGCUCCACCGCUGCUCUGCGCGGGUGUGCGGCACGCUCGCCGGCCGCCGCCACCCCACGCACGCCGCCGCUCCUCCGCGCGGGCGCGCACCGCCGCCGCCUUGUACCGAGCUCGCCGAAGAAGAAGGCUGCUCGCCGGAGAAGAAGCGCCUUUAACAUUUCGAUUUAGUACUUUCAAUAUUUUAUACUUCCAAUUUCAACAUUUGUCUGUACAGUUUUCAACAUUUUGAUCGUAAAAUGUUGAAUCUAUUUAAAAAAUAUUGAGUUAACACUAUCAAAAUGUUGAAUAUAUUUGCAGUAGAUAAUUGGGCCAAAUGAACUUUAAAGAUGGAUAACUUAUCUAUCUUCCACAUAAUGUAUAGGACCCCCGGUGGCGGCCUCGUGGCCAGCGGGCCCCGUGCCGGCUUUCUCAUUUUUGGAAGCUGCCGCGCGCUGCGCGUGCCGGGCGCGUGCGCCGACGGCCUACUGCUAUUUGCUACUAGUGUACAUAUACAAACAUACUCCUAUAUUAUACAUAUAUAUAAGCAACCGCUUUUUCUUUC